Messenger RNA from Symbiodinium pilosum, 336 nucleotides. The record is from the annotation of a GenBank genome assembly. NCBI's taxonomy places the organism in Eukaryota, Dinophyceae, Suessiales, Symbiodiniaceae.
AUGAAUUCCGACAGUGCUCGUCGGCAAGCUGCAGAAAUUGAAGCGUUGCAGGCAAUAUAUGCAGAGGAUGGAGAGUUUCAGCUGUUGCAGGAGCCGGCAGAAGGACAAGACGCAGGUGCAUCCUUCAAGAUUCGCUGUCCGGAACCAGUUGGUGGUUUGCUGGUCUGUCUGCCUGCUGCAUAUCCGGCCCAAGGUCGUCCCGCUUUCAUCAUGGAGAGGAAAUGCGGCGCUGAUGCAGAAGCAGUGCAGCUAGGCCUGCAAGAACUUGCAAAUGAACACCUGGGCGAAGAGUGCAUCUUUGAAGUCCUGUCCAGGGCGACUGAGGUGCAACUUUAG